AUGAGUAGGAAUUCACUUCGAAUUAACACCGGUUUGAAAAAACAAGAAGUUAAAGAGGCAAACAUUCAAGUUGCCGUCCGUUGUAGAGGCAUCAAUAGACGUGACAGCGCAAAACGGAGGAAGGAAAGCGAGUUCUCUGUGGACCCUUCAAGGUCACAAAUUAAAUCCCUUAAAGAGCACGGGAAGACAUAUACUUUUGACCGGGUUUUUGGCGAAAAGUCAACACAGGCUGAUAUUUUUAAAGAAAUAGUAGCCCCUAUGCUUGUGGAAGUUCUAUCGGGAUAUAAUUGUAGCAUCUUAGCAUACGGAAUGACAGGAACAGGCAAAACUUAUACAAUGGAAGGUGGAGACCCUUCGACUAUACCAAUUAUAGUGAACAAUUGCCCUAGUCAAGACGCCGGUAUAAUUCCGCGCACUUUAAUCGAACUCUUUAACUACCUCUCAAAGUUCUCCGAAUAUAGCGUGAAACUUUCUUUUAUCGAACUCUAUAAUGAGCAGCCAAGAGAUUUGCUCUCGACUGAAAACAGCUCUGAACAAAUUAAAAUUUAUGACGAUGCUCGCAAAGGAGGUGUUGUGAUACAAAAUCUGGAGGAAGUUCUAUUAAAAGAUGCGAUGCACGGCAUCAAUAUUCUCAAACAAGGUUCUGAAAGGCGACGAAAAGCUGUGACUAAUUAUAAUGCACGAUCAAGUCGUUCACAUUGUGUCUUUACGAUUACGAUACAUAUUAAAGAAACCACCACGGAAGGUGAAGAACUUUUAAAAGUGGGCAAGUUUAAUUUAGUAGACUUAGCGGGAUCUGAAAAUAUUGGGCGUUCUGGUGCGGAAGAUGCACACGCAAAAGAAGCAGGUUCUAUCAAUAAAAGUCUACUAACUCUGGGACGAGUUAUUGACAAACUUGUUAGCGACUCAGCACACGUCCCUUACAGGGAUAGCAACUUGACGCGGAUCUUGCAAGAUUCUUUGGGUGGCCGAACAAAGACAUGUAUCAUCGCAACUAUAUCUCCGAGUAGAAAUUCUUAUGACGAAACUCUAAGUACCUUGGAAUAUGCACAUCGUGCAAAACAAAUUAAAAAUAAACCGGAGAUUAAUCAAAAACUUACAAAGACGGUAUUAUUAAAAGAAUAUGUGGAUCAAAUAGAACGUCUUAAAGCUGAUUUGCAGGCUACGAGAGAUAGAAACGGUAUAUUUCUCUCACCUGAAUCUUGGCGAGCAACUCAAGACGAGAUUCAAGAUUUAAAAGCGUCGGCUAAAGACCUUCAGGAUAAUAUAAAACAGCAUCAAAAAGAAAAUCAUGAGCUUCAUGAUAAAAUAGGAUGUAUGGAACUCGUCGAAAUCAGCAAUCGUAAGGCGGUGGCAGAAUUUCAAGGAACAUUUUUGUCAAUGGCUUCAGGACUCGAAGCUGCUAUUAGCAAGUCAAAAACUAUGAAUCUUGAACUUAACGAGGCUAUGCACAAUCAAGUAUAUACAUUCUCAGAUCAGGCACAAAAGAAUUUGAUUGAUAGCCAAAAAUAUAUCGACAUAGGAUUCGACCAGCUUGAUAAACGUCGUCAAGAGAUCGAGCAAUUUGCUGUAGAUCAAAAUAAGUCAUAUAAGGAACUUUAUGAUGAGCAAACACGACUAUUCCUGGAGUAUCGAGAUGCGAAUCUUGAAGCUCAAAACAAUCUCAAUUCUAAUUUUCAAGGCAUUUUACAAGGCUUACGGCAAGUGCUUGACAAUCACUUUUCUAAGAUAAAUACUUGCCAUGAGAAAGUCAAUGAAGAAAUGUCAUCUCUAACGAAAGUUACCCAGAAACACAUUGAAUCUCAAAACACUACGAUCGAGCUAUUACAAAAUGCUUUGAUGGAUACCGUAACUUCACAGCAAAAACGCCGGGAACUAUUUUAUUCGGAAAUCACCGAUAAAAUAAAUCUAUUUGAAAAAGAAGACUGUGAAGAUAUCCUUUUUUAUGUUCGGUUCAAUCAAAAAGACCACCUGAGCACUUUUGGAAGAUCUUAUGAAUUGACGAAAGGUCAUUUAACAUCACUUGAGCAGGAACCAAAUGGAGAAUUAAAAACAAAACUCGAGUCGAUUCAAAACGAAAUAAAGUCUCACAGCGAUUUAUCAAUAACUACCGCGAAUUCUGCUUCGGCUGCAUUGACUUCAACAAAUGAUUCUGCUGAUAAAACUCUGGAAAGGCUUGGACAAGAACACUCCAAAUCACUUGGAACAUUCAGUAGUGAUAUCAAGAAAACAUAUUCUGACAUGAGAGUUCCACUUGUUAAUAUUCAAAAUGGAUUACAGAAUUCAUUAAUACCUUUCGAAAAAAUGACACGCGAGAAAGCGGGUAAAACGCAAAGAGUCUAUGAUGAUGCUAUGUCAUAUAUGCAACAAACUCGGAAUGAAGUCCACUCACUUCUGACAGAGAAAGUAAAGUCUGACGUCUCCAAGAAAAGAACGAAUUCUCGUGUCCCUGUACCUAUUUCUGUUACCUUUAAACGACAGAAGAUUGAUAAUGAAGAUGCUAUGUCAAACUUAUAA
This is a messenger RNA of Ambispora gerdemannii, 2517 nucleotides long. The record is from the annotation of a GenBank genome assembly. NCBI's taxonomy places the organism in Eukaryota, Fungi, Glomeromycota, Glomeromycetes, Archaeosporales, Ambisporaceae.